Messenger RNA from Haliotis rufescens (red abalone), 2114 nucleotides. Its product is annotated as NXPE family member 3-like. The record is from RefSeq and is a predicted model, not a curated record. The transcript has 4 exons. The coding region runs from base 200 to 1843 and encodes 547 amino acids. NCBI's taxonomy places the organism in Eukaryota, Metazoa, Mollusca, Gastropoda, Lepetellida, Haliotidae.
CGCGAGUAGUACAGACCCUCUCUGCAUCCAAGACUAUUACAAUAGCUUACUGAGGGUUUACAGAGACCAAGAGUUGACAGAUGGGUUGGCAUGUCACGUGGCUUGGCUUGGCGUUGUGCACCGCUGUGUGACAUGCUGUCGAUAAAAACUGUUAUAUUUGAAUUCCCUCAUCUGUUUUACGUACAUACAGGUAUUAAUCAUGGACAUUAAAAGCAAGGCCUUCGUAUACGUCUGUGUGACAGUUUGGUGUGGAUUAUCGGUGAUAUACAUGAACACAGAUUCGUUCAAGCAGCCAUUCGUGAAGAUCUCCCAGUCUCGUUUAUUCACAUUUUUACAUCGAUGGCCAAACACUACAAACAGCGAUGCAACAAGUGGACCUUUAUAUUUGAAAGAAGAGAUUUUACGAAAAGGGGCAAAAUACAAUGUUUCCACCUUUGCUGAUGCAAAUACAUCAUACAUCUAUUUAAAACAAAAUGCAACCUGUCAUCAAGGUGACCUCAUCCUAGUCCAAAUAGAUCUGUAUGAUGCACAAGGCACAAUAAAGAAAACUGGAGGUGAUUUUUUGAGAGUGUGGAUGGAAGACCCCAAGAAUGCAACUUCCGUUUCCGGUCAGGUUUCCGAUCACAACAACGGAAGUUACUCUGCUGCCAUCAUCGCUGUGUGGGCAGGGCACGGCACGAUAAGAGCGUUCAUUGCUACAAGGCGGGAGGAGAUUGUUUACUAUUAUAAAAUAUACGAACAGUAUACCAGUCUCUGGCCCGCAUAUGCUGAUUUCCGAAAGAAGGGGUCGAAUCUUACAGGACAAAGCACUUGUUCAAUAACAGUGCCAGGUGAUGAAACAGCAGGAAAUUGGUGCAAUUUUACCCUGGAGAACAAUGGCUUCCCUUGGUACUGCUUGAAACCCCCAAACAAACAACUGGCAUGUCACAUGUGGACUUAUUCAUUCUCUGGUCUCAGUUUCAUAUUCAAGCUAAACAGCAGUGAAGACAGUGUUACACGCUGGUCUUCCAAAGAUCCGCAACCAGAUAUCCUAAAGCGGUUUGUAGACGUAUCCAUAGCAACCGCUGACACAGCCUCCACAUUGCCCUUAAAUCAAGUGGCGUGUAACAAGCUCCCGCCAUAUAUAACGUGGCAACGGAAGUCUCCCAAUGGUUUCUUCCACCAGGACAAGUGGCAUUCGUUACUGUGCCAUGACACGCUGCCUCGCACCAUUGAUGCCUACAGACAAUGCUUGAAAGGAAGAACGCUCUGGCUUCAUGGGGAUUCGACAAGUGAUCAAUUCAAAAAAAGUCUUCACUCCAUCUUGCGCUUCCAGUCACAUGCAAAUGGACAUAUGCCUGUCACUGACACAGACUGGGUAUAUGAGUUUUCCGUUUCUUUUCAAGCUCACGAAUUUCCGUUCUAUCAUGGCAAGUCGCACUAUCCAAGAUCAUCAAACCAAGCACAGCACAUCAUGCUGGACCGUCUCCCGAACGCAACCAAGGAUAUAGUUGUCCUAUAUAUGUACGUUCAUUUCACGCUUGUCCACCCGGAUGUGUUCAGGCGACAUGUUCGAAAACUUGUUCCUUCUGCAAAGAACCUUUUGGCGCGAGCUCCUAAUGUUACACUUGCAGUUCGUGGGCCACACGCAUUUUUCAGAUCGAGCAAAGGUUUGCUAUCCUACUGGGGACUUCAUUAUGCUGAUAUUUGGCAUCAGGAAUUCGCUUCGCUACGUGACAAAAUCGUGUAUCUAGAUUUCUGGGAUUUGACCAUAGCAAAGACGCAUUACGAUUUUCACCCACUCAUGAAAACGGUGCAUGAAAUGGUUCACCAUAUGAUGUCUUUGUUGUGUCAUAGAAAGUAACACGUACUAUUUUAUUCUAAAAUAUUCAAUUUUAUCUUGGAGAUCUAGUGUAUUAAUGUAAUACCUAAUGAUUCUGUUGUAUGUUUACGUAACAUAUAGCGGCAACCAAAUAUACCGCCGAGCAAGAGAAAGUAUGUACUUGAAAACUGGAUGCCCCCCAAAUUUCAAACAUCGAAACGUUACUAGGGUGAAAACAGUCGCGGAAACACUGCAAGCCCGAGGUCCAACACACAACUGUGAUACCCAUGUCAAAUACAUCUUUAUGGAUUAA